UCUUCUCACAGGAAGCCUGAACAGCAGCUUGUCUCUCCAGUAACAAGGUCACUCUCCAGCCCCAGGGAAUCUCUGACAAGAUGGCAUCUGUUCUCAAGUGGUUUGGAAAAGAUGAUGACAAGGAUAAACAGAAGGAAAAGGAACAAGGGAAAGUGAAGCAAGAUGAGGGCCAGAAAAAGAAGGACAAGGAAAAGGGAGAUGGGAGCAGUGACAGCAGUAGCAGUGGCAGCGACAGUGAUUCGGAAAAGAAUCCUGAGCGAAAGAAGAACAAGAAGACCAAGACCAAGAAGAAGAGUCAUGACUAACUGCAAAAACCCAAGCUGUGGGCUUCCUACUGAGAGAGGAGGAAGGGUGGAGGGGGCUGUGGGAGAGGAGAGUUCAGAUGGGAUGAAGGAGAAGAAAUUGGCUACUUGGAUUACAAUAAAGUUGGCCCCAAAUCU
Messenger RNA from Ornithorhynchus anatinus (platypus), 440 nucleotides. Its product is annotated as protein FAM133-like. Lineage: Eukaryota; Metazoa; Chordata; Mammalia; Monotremata; Ornithorhynchidae. The record is from RefSeq and is a predicted model, not a curated record. Bases 81 to 305 code for a protein of 74 amino acids. The transcript has 5 exons.